UUCCAGAAAAAUUGCUUAGCAGUACUUCCAGCCAAUAUCUGAUUUGAGCCAAUAAAAACACCUUGUGACACAUCUAAUCACACUAACAUUUACUAACUGGAUCAUUGGCGGAUGGUAGUGAACAGGAGUGCUAUUUCACCUAUACGAAAAAUCAACAUUACAGUUGGUGAUGCUUCAGUAAGUUCCAUGCAGAGAUAAGAGAAACUGUUACCGAAUUAGGAAAUACACUUUUUGUUUUGUUUUUAUCGAGUCCGUAAGCUUAUGAAAUUUUGAUACCACAUCAUCGAAUCGGUAUCAAAGUGAGCAAAACGACACGCAUCGAUAGCUGCCCACUUAGAUAUGCGAUACAUUCCUACCAAUUUGGGCUAACAGCACACCGUAAGACUUACCAAGAGCAUCGUAAAACUGUUUGAAGAUAAAUCAUAUAAAACCAUUGCUCUCGACCAGUGGAGAGUAUCAUUCGAUCGUGAUCACUAGCUUGAAUCACAUCUGGGAAAGGUCAUCAUGAAGGCACUAAGCGUAAUCGUUCUUGCGGUAUUCGUCAUCUCCAGUGGAGCAGCAGAUGACUCCAACCAGAAGGAGAAACGUAACAUUGAAGAGUAUGAGAACAACCAGCACGGAUUAAGGCAGGAAUUACCUCGUUCGGAGUACAGACAUCAGCCGAACCGUUACAACCAGCAACCGUUGGAAAAACAACCUCGGCAGUACAUGAUUCUAGUCAGUGAAGAGGAAUACCAACGUUACAAUAAAUACCACCAGAACAUUUGGGAAUCUCAACGAGUGCAUAAUGGUUACAAACAUUUUAACCAUAAUGACAACUAUCAGGUUAACCACGUUCCCGAACCUCACAGGGAACUGAUGAAACAAAUCCUCUACCAAGCCGUUCCUUAUCCUGUUGAAGUUCCCCGACACACUCAACGUCCUCAGAAUCACAGAGACGAAGAAGGUUCCGAUGCUGCCGUUGAAAUCCAGAGGAGCAUUCCAAUCUACAUGGAAAAGCAGAUCCAUUACCAGAUGAACCACCCCAAUGCUGCCCAGGAGCAGGUUGCCGAAAAGCCAAUCUUCAGAGAGGUGAAGGAGGAAAACCGACUCCCACAGCAAGGUGCAGUUCAUGGCGAACGGCCUUAUCCCGUGUUCAUGCAGUAUCCGAUCCUGAUCGUGAAGAAUAAACAACAUCAGCAGAAGCCCACGUGGCAUUAGUGUAGUUGUUACCAUUGUUACCGUUGUCAAGGCAUUAUCAAUCAAAUAAAUUAUUUAUGAAGCCAGUAAAUUGAAUUACACCGGAAAUUGUUUACUGGAGGCUUACGCCAUGCAAACAUCAA
Molecule: messenger RNA, 1322 nt
Organism: Ochlerotatus camptorhynchus
Lineage: Eukaryota; Metazoa; Arthropoda; Insecta; Diptera; Culicidae
Exons: 2
Coding region: 505-1200 (231 amino acids)
Source: RefSeq, a predicted model, not a curated record